Molecule: messenger RNA, 1926 nt
Organism: Lacerta agilis (Sand lizard)
Lineage: Eukaryota; Metazoa; Chordata; Lepidosauria; Squamata; Lacertidae
Gene: ERMN
Product: ermin
Exons: 3
Coding region: 333-1139 (268 amino acids)
Biological process (GO): regulation of cell projection organization; actin filament organization; morphogenesis of a branching structure
Cellular component (GO): extracellular exosome; internode region of axon; paranode region of axon
Molecular function (GO): actin filament binding
Source: RefSeq, a predicted model, not a curated record
ACAAAAAGCUUUGUUGCUUGUAGAUUGUUUGUUUAUGUAAAUUGACAUGGUGCAUUUUAUUAUGCAACGGGGAAAGGCUCUAAGUGACAAGAAAAGUGCUGAUUGGACAGCCUCUUGGAAAGGGACCUCUGACAAAGCCAAGGCAAAUCCUGACAUUAUUCCCUGCUUGGCUGCAACAACUUCAGGAGGACGGAAAGCUUGUUGACUCUUCAAUAUAUCUAUUUGGUGGGGGAGGGAUAGUUGUGGAUGGUUUGAUUUUUGCAGCAAUUCUGGGAUACCAGAUAAUCUCUGGACACAUAUCCCCAAGGAACCUCUUGGAUACUGCAGGAAUCAUGACAGAAGAUGUCCAAGUUCCAACCAGCAUGUCUGAAUAUAAUCGGAACGUGCCCUCUGAAAAACCUCAGCUCCAGGUCAUUGAUAUUAUUGAUCAAAUUGCAAAUUCUGUCGAGGUAUUUCCUUACGAAACCGCAGAGCCUAUUCCUGGUUCCCCGCUUGCACAAGGAAACCGAGGAGGAGGCAAACAUUUAGCAAAGAGCACAGCAUACGAAGUUUCAGUUGGGAUAAAGGAAAUUCAAGGAGAGCCAGAGGGAAACAAGGAGAGAAAAACUGACAUCUUUUCCCAGGAGACAAGAAGCUGGGAAGAAGAAUCCAGAGAAGGCUUUUGUGAGGAGAAGCAUCCUGUGAGCACUAUAGACCAUAAAGUAGCUAAGACGGAAGAAAGAAAGAUGGAGGAACCCCAGACUGAAGAAGUCUACAGCACUAAUGAGGUGGUGGUGGAACAGGAACAGGAAGAGGCGGAGCUGAGUGAACCCAAGGAGCCAAUGAAAGAGGAAAUACAACUAGAAGAAAAUGAAACCAUGGCAGAGGAAGACUUCGACGGCACCGAAGAAAUAAUGCAGAAGGAAAGCAAUGAAGAUAAACAUAAAAAGAGGCUGGAGAGCAGCAGCAAGGAUUUCCUUUCUGCCAGUGCCAGCUGUAACUCUCAGACUGAGAAACCUGCUGAGCAGCCGAGCUUGGUAAAGAAAAAUGAUAUCUCCAGGCACAGUUAUUCUCGAUACAAUACAAUAUCUUACCGGAAGAUCCGGAAAGGAAACACUAAACAGAGAAUUGAUGAAUUCGAGUCCAUGAUGCAUUCAUAAAACUGAGGCAGAGGAUUUGAUGGGCAUGCUGCGAUUCUCCUCCCUUCCCAAUUGCCAGACAUUUAUUCACCUAUAAUAUCAAGUUAUCAAAAUAUAUUUUGCAGCUUCGAUCCAACCUAAGCUUACCUGUAAUCUAAGGCUACAACCCUAUGCACCCUUUCUGUUUGGGAACAAGCUCUAUUGAUCAUGUUUACUUCCAGAUAGAUAUGCAUAGGAUGAGACUGCAUGGUUGCAGGCUUAUGGAUUGUUAUCUGGGAGUACUGUUUGUUGGACUAUUAGGGGACUUGCUUCUGAGUACAUAGCAUGUAGAUACGCUUGGGCUGGAAGUCUCAUUGAAAUUAACAGAACAAGUUAGUCAUGACUAACUUCACUCCUACUGCUUUUGGUGGGACUGAUGCAUGUCUGCUCAAAAGUAAGUCCCAUUGAGUUCAACUGGACUUAAUCCCGCAAGUGUGUCUAGGAUUGCAGUCAUAAAUUACAACUAACUUUCAUUGGAUUGGGGCUAGUAUGUGCAAUUUUACUGCACCUCAGAAAUGUAACCACAACAAUACAUGUAGUAACUUAAAUCAGCAGUGUAAUAACUUUAACAUAGCUCAAUCCAAAAAGGUAUUUUAGAGAUAGUUUCCCACCCCCACCCCCCAUCCAUUUUUAGUACUGAAAUGGAAUUAACAGCUAGGGGACGCCAACCUUUGGCAGCCAGCAGGCACAUUUUGAAUUUUGAAAGUGUGUUGCAGGCACCAGUCAUAAAAUGGCUGCCGUGGGGUCAUGGCAUAACACAAAACUGCUG